AUGGCACCCAGCGAUGUAUACGCGAAGUUGGCACCAGAAAGCGACAGUCUUAUCCCCCUGCCGGACGCGCAUCGUCAUGGCCUCAUCGCCGUGGCAGUACUCGGAAUGCUGUCCUUCGUCUCAUGCACCACGCUUUUUGGAUAUCUGACGUAUAAGCUGGUGAGGUGGCAGUUGGCGCGAUCCCAGUUCGACAAUGAGGACCAUCAAGAUUUAUCUCUGGGGUUGUCAGAGAGACUUUACGGGCAGGCGAAGCCGAGAGUCGUGACGAGUGCUUCCGCGACGAACAGGAAUCGACCCCGGCCACAGAAAAGGGCGCUGAAUCAGUUCUUGGUGCUUGUAUAUAACCUUCUCUUCGCAGAUAUGCAUCAAGCGAUGGCGUUUCUGUUGAAUGCGUCUUGGGUUCGGUCGGAUGCGAUUUACGUGGGCACCUCGACGUGUUGGGCACAGGGUUGGUUUGUCUCUGUCGGCGACCUAGCGUCGAGCGCCUUCAUCUCCGCCAUCGCCGUGCACACCUACCUCUCCGUCAUCAAGCGAUACAAGCCCCCCCAGAAAACCCUAUAUAUAGCCAUCGGCUGCAUCUGGUUCUUCGUCUACGCCCUCGGCUUCCUCGGCAUCAUCAUAACUCGGAACGGGUGGUCUCAAGGUGGGCUCUACGUCCGGGCUCGGGCGUGGUGUUGGAUGAACGUCGAGUACGAGAACCUCCGCUUGUGGCUGCACUACUUCUGGAUCUUCGUGUCGCUUGCCUUGACAAGCGUUCUGUACACUUUGAUUUUCUUCUCGCUGAAAUGGGAUAAGCCGCUGUCGCAUAGCCGUGCUUCGGGUGAGCUGCAAAGGAACUUGGCAGCAGCACCUAGGUCGAGGUCGGGUCACCCUCCAGCCUUUCUGGUUUAUCCCGUCAUUUACGUUGUGUGUACGGCGCCCUUGGCACUGGGCCGCAUCGUUUCUAUGGCCGGGCGGAACGUAAGCAUUGACUAUUUCUGCUUAGCAGGAGCCAUGAUUGCAUCAAACGGCUGGCUCGACGUCGUUCUGUUCUCAACGACACGGCACUCCAUCAUCUUCAAUUCGCCCGAUACGGAGGACUCGGGGCUCGGUACCUUUGCAUUCAUGAGGACACCACAGAGGCGAUUUGGAAACAUGGUCUGGGUCCAGGGUGCAGCAGGCGAUGCCGACCCAGAGAGAGCAGGCAAGGGUAGACGAAGGGCGCGCGGCUGGUGGAGAGUCGGAGGGCAAGGGGCCAGUGGUGGUAAGAGUGGCUUGUGCGGGUGGCCUAGUGCGGACGAGAGCGGUGUCAGCCAGGAAUCCUUGAGAGGGGUGGGAAGUGGGAUGAAUGAGAACGCCAUUCAUAUGGAUACCGUCACAUCGGUUGUAGUUGAAAUGGAAUCUGAUAAGAAACGCGUAUUAUUACACUGA
Molecule: messenger RNA, 1410 nt
Organism: Pseudomassariella vexata
Lineage: Eukaryota; Fungi; Ascomycota; Sordariomycetes; Amphisphaeriales; Pseudomassariaceae
Product: G protein-coupled glucose receptor regulating Gpa2-domain-containing protein
Exons: 2
Coding region: 1-1410 (469 amino acids)
Biological process (GO): adenylate cyclase-activating G protein-coupled receptor signaling pathway
Cellular component (GO): plasma membrane
Molecular function (GO): G protein-coupled receptor activity
Source: RefSeq, a predicted model, not a curated record